Messenger RNA from Thunnus maccoyii (southern bluefin tuna), 1828 nucleotides. It is a transcript of the gene ptges, whose product is annotated as prostaglandin E synthase. The record is from RefSeq and is a predicted model, not a curated record. NCBI's taxonomy places the organism in Eukaryota, Metazoa, Chordata, Actinopteri, Scombriformes, Scombridae. Gene Ontology annotation, cellular component: membrane. Gene Ontology annotation, biological process: prostaglandin biosynthetic process. The coding region runs from base 337 to 783 and encodes 148 amino acids. Gene Ontology annotation, molecular function: prostaglandin-E synthase activity. The transcript is spliced from 3 exons.
AAAGAUCUAGGGCUAUAAAUGUUCCUUCAUUGAAAGAGACAAUAAAACUUCAAUUGGUUGCAUUUGGAAGUUACAAAAUGAACCAACCUUUCUUCGUAGCCUCAAGGAACACGUUUUUGCGUGCCAAGGUAUUUCACAUAUCAAAUCCAGAUUCUCAAGACUCAUGAAUGAAGCACUCCGUUUUUUUCCUUCCCCGUGGGUGGAGGCAUCGUCGACCCUACAAAUACCUCCCCCCCCAGCUGGAUCACUUACACUUUUAGAGGCGUGACGCACGCAACAAUCUCAGAGCCCCUCUUGGAUUCCGGUACACUUCGGUUUGGAUAACUAAAAACAACGAUGGCAGUGAUAAGAAACGAGGUUUUCUCCUGUUUUGUUUUCUACGGCGUGCUUCUGGUGAUCAAAAUGUACAUUAUAGCGAUAAUAACGGGACAAGUGAGGCUGCGUAAAAAGGCUUUUGCCAACCCUGAAGACGCGCUGAGACACGGAGGUUUACAGUACCACAGAGAGGAUCCAUACGUGGAAAGAUGCCGAAGAGCUCAUAUUAACGACAUGGAGAACAUCCUACCCUUCCUGUUCCUGGGUGCCAUCUACUCCCUGACUGGACCUUCACUGGCUGUGGCUCGCCUUCACUUCCUGGUCUUCUUCAUGGCCCGUGUGCUGCACAGCGUAGCCUACCUGUUUGCCUUGCGAGCGCCGACCCGCUCUCUGGCAUACACCGUCGCACAGAUACCUUGUGUUUCCAUGGCGCUGCAGAUCCUAAUAGCAGUCGCAGCAUAUGCUUAAUAUUCUGAGAUGAGGGACUGAACUAGUUCUUCAAUAGAUGGAGGUUACGAUCUGUGACCUGUGUGAGAAAAAAGCAGGAGGAGGAUACCUGAGAGGCCUCUUGGGAGGCAGAAUAGAAAAAACGAGAAUGUCAAUGAGAGUGCAAUAUAAGGUGUAAGAUUACACCAAUGCUGGGGUUUGUGAGAUUUAAUCAGUAUUUUUGUUUUAUUUACAAAGUUGAAAUGUGAGAAUGUCUUUAAAGUUAUUUGAAGCUGAAGUCAUCUUGUACUGUACACAAGUAUUUAAAAUGCAAAUGAAGGUUGUUGCUCAUAUUCGUCUUUUUAACCAGGUUUCGUUGAAAUAACCUGAAAGAUUACUGACAGACGGUUGUAGACAUUUAGUUUAAGCCACUUUGGGACAUUUUCCAGCACUGUAUGUUGAUCCACUGCCUCUUUGUGUAUACACACAACACAGACCACCAUUCAUGUGGUGUCGUAUCCUCCGCAGCUUCAUCUGUUUCCUGUGAGGAUGUUCCAUCUGUUGUGUCAUUUGUUUGCAUGCUACAUUCAACAAAAGUAUAGUGGAUCCUGGUGUGAUGAUGUGCAGAAACUCUAUGCAGCAUAGAUUGUAAUAACACGCACUGGAAUACAACUUAAUGCUCCUUUAGUGUGAGUGAAACUGUCUCCCAUGUUCCUUUUAAAGGAUUUGGCUGGCAAUUUUCUAUAUUUCAAGAAUUCUCAUGUGCAGAGCCAAACCAGCAAUGAACUGAUCUACUUACUUAGGUAUUAUGUGUGUAUUCAAAGUCUGACAUAUUGUAUUCCUUUGAGCCUUAGACCUCCGUUGUCCAAAAACUAUUAAAAACACAUCAGUGAGUCACACCCUUGCACUGGGUGACAUGUUCCUGCACUACGAAGAUUGCGGUCGCUGUAAUUUGUUUAGAAAUGGCUCCAAAGACUGAUAACAGCGAUCAUGAUUUCAGUCUCCGGAGAAUAGUUCUGUGUAAGGCUUUGCUACAUAUCACAACCUUUUGAUUUUGUAUUGAAUUUCUUUGAGAAAUUUACAAUGU